Ostrinia furnacalis (Asian corn borer) is the source of this 1769-nucleotide messenger RNA. It is a transcript of the gene NC2alpha, whose product is annotated as negative cofactor 2 alpha. Lineage: Eukaryota; Metazoa; Arthropoda; Insecta; Lepidoptera; Crambidae. Gene Ontology annotation, cellular component: nucleus; negative cofactor 2 complex. Bases 118 to 1152 code for a protein of 344 amino acids. Gene Ontology annotation, molecular function: core promoter sequence-specific DNA binding; RNA polymerase II general transcription initiation factor activity; protein heterodimerization activity. The record is from RefSeq and is a predicted model, not a curated record. The transcript has 5 exons. Gene Ontology annotation, biological process: transcription by RNA polymerase II.
GUAGGCUGCGAACGUCCCCCUUUUAUAACCUCAAAAAUGCGCGAGAAGUACCAAGUCUGAUGGUGUAGGAAGCUAAUUUAAUAUUUUAAUUGGUGAUAAAGUGCACAGUAUUCCGCCAUGCCGUCAAAAAAGAGAAAAUACAACGCCAGAUUCCCAGCGGGGCGAAUCAAGAAGAUCAUGCAGACUGACGAGGAAGUGGGGAAAGUGGCGCAGGCGGUGCCUAUCAUAAUUUCGCGCACCCUGGAACUCUUCGUGGAGUCGCUCCUCAGCAAGGCGAUGCAAGUCACGAUGGCGCGCAACGCCAAGACGCUCAGCCCCAGCCACGUCAAGCAGUGCAUCCUGGGCGAGUCACGGUUCGACUUCCUGCGAGACCUGGUUAAGAAUAUCCCAGACGUGUCGGUGGCUGAAGAGAAAGAAAUGAUGAGUGCAGAAAGCUCACCCAAUUCUUCAAGAUUUUCAGACGCAUCAGUGCCACCCCGCAGGGUAGUGAGAGAAGACUCAAACAGUUCCAGCAGCUGUGAUACCAGGGUGCCGCCCCCUCUCGUGCCCCCCGCAAACCCCCUCCGACGGGGCUUGUCUUCAGAAACCGAACUACCUCACAGAACGCACCGGACCGAGACCGUUACUUCAACCAUAGUCUCCUCCGACACCGCCAUAGACCUAACCAAACGACACGUCGAGGAAAAACCGGUCAGAACGGCCAACUUCUACCAAGAAACCUUCUUAACAGACGACGCUACGCACAGAACGGUCAUCACCGUUAACCCCACGUAUGCUAGCCCUCAACCUUCAACCAGCUACACUGAUAUGACCCCUGUGGAGCCUUUACAUAGACUAGAAAUUCCAGUGCCAAAACCAACGACGGAAUUCGUCGACGUGAAUCCCACUCCACCCCCUAGGACGCCGUCGACGCCUAUUCUAAAUAUAGACUUCUCGAAAAAUCUCACCAAACCAGAGAUACGCGUUUUAGAUACAGCGAUCGCUGGCAUCGUGACCGUUCCGCCGAAGAACGCUCCAAAGUUACAGAGGCAGAACUCGAAACCUCAUAAGCCUGAAAGUAAGAAAAUCGACGUCAAACCCGCCAGUCAGCCGGUUGACAUAGACCAUUUAAAUUCUGGUAACCUACAAAUAGAUGAGGAUUACGAUACCUGAGCAUUUUAGGGUUAUUGUUUUGUUUCUAUUAUUUAAUACACGGCAGUUGUUAUUCAAAUUUUAAUGUACAUACCGUGUGUUUGUUGGAAAUUAUUUAUGUACAUAAUUACCAUCAUUAUUAAAUUAAUUGUCUUUAAUUUUCAUGCAUUCACAAAAAUUUUGGGAUUAAUCAUAUUUCGGUAAGCUUAGCUGUUAAUAAAUUCGAUUAAAAUAAGCCAAAUCAUGUUCGUAAUAUCGACGAAUCAUAACUUUUUAUAGCGACCUAAUUAGAAUAAAAGUAAAGGCCAGACUCCAUAACUUCUGCAGUGUGGAGGUUGGAAUGAAGAAAUUAUUCAUACCACAGAAAGGAAUGACAGUAUUAACGAUGUCAAUAUUAAAACCCGAUCGGCUACCUGCGUACCUCGCUGGAAUGCGACUCUCCCUCUCACUUACCCUCUCACAUCUCCCGCGUUCGUUCGGUCCGUACCAAAGCGGCGAUGUGACGUCACGGCCGCCAGAUGCGCAGUUUAACUCGAGCGGGUUGUACUCGGGGCUUAGUGUGUUUAUAUCAAACGUAUUCGAUAUUGACUGCGUAAAAAAAAUCGCAGAGACGAUGGCCGUUGGGGCAGAAAAGUUCU